Molecule: messenger RNA, 654 nt
Organism: Phaeoacremonium minimum UCRPA7
Lineage: Eukaryota; Fungi; Ascomycota; Sordariomycetes; Togniniales; Togniniaceae
Exons: 3
Coding region: 1-654 (217 amino acids)
Source: RefSeq, a predicted model, not a curated record
AUGAAGGCCGUCGCUGCUGCUGUUGCCCUCUUCGCUGGCGCUCUCGCCACUCCCCUCGCUGCCCGCCAGGGCACCGUUGGUGGCGUUGACAGCCUGACCACCAUCUGUGGUCAGGUCGAGAACCUGGUCGAUACCCUCACCAACACGGUGAGCGCCAUCACCACUCCGGCUCAGCUGACGCAGGCCCUGCCAGCUAUCGUGAGCGAUCUCACCAACCUGAACACUACACUUGCCCCCUUGGGAGCUAUCCUUGGUGUUCUGGCCCCUCCAGCUGUUCCAGUUGUUCCAUCUGUCACGGUUCCGGGGGUCCCAGCCGUUCCGACUGUUGGAACUGGCGGUACCGGUACUGGCACGGGGGGCAACAACGGUGGUCUUCUCUGCGGUCUUAGCCAUAUCCUCCGCCGCCAGACUGGUGCUCCUAUCACCGGCCUCGGCGACCUGGACGAUAUCACCAACGUCCUCACUCCUCUCGUUCAGAUUCUUAGCUCUGUCCUGAACGCUGUUACAUCUCUGGUUGGCAUCAACAGCCUGACUGGUACCCUGACCGGAGGCGAGAGUGACCAGCUGACUGGCCCCCUAAGCGGUAUUCUCGGUACUGUUGGUGGCCUUGUCCCCGUUGCCAGCAUCACCCAGCUCCUCAACCUCAAGGCAUAA